Molecule: messenger RNA, 2482 nt
Organism: Salvelinus sp. IW2-2015
Lineage: Eukaryota; Metazoa; Chordata; Actinopteri; Salmoniformes; Salmonidae
Product: inositol hexakisphosphate kinase 2
Biological process (GO): phosphatidylinositol phosphate biosynthetic process; inositol phosphate biosynthetic process
Cellular component (GO): cytoplasm; nucleus
Molecular function (GO): inositol hexakisphosphate kinase activity
Source: RefSeq, a predicted model, not a curated record
GAGCCGGGGUUUGUGGUGUGAGAAGUCAAUGAUAGAAGUGAAAAAUUAUUCACGAAAUCUAAAUACAUAACCUAGAUUCGAUCCAAUGUAUUAAUUAGUUGAACAUGUUUAAUUCAAACCUUGGGAAUUGGACAAACGGAUACGUUUUCAUUUUUCUCAAAAACAACUUUAUAUCGAUGGAGUGCGUUUGAUUUGACGGCUUGCACAUGCGCAGUUCGGCGCGAKACGACAGUUAGACCCAAUGCGGGUUUCUACGAUUGAGUUUAGAUAUCCAACGUCGCCAUGACAUCGCCUACAAGUGUGAUCGGGGAUUUCUAUUGGAGAAGCAGUUUUAGCCUAUCUUCAUAUUGUACUGUCUUUGACAUAGGUCUUCGCAUAAAUCAAAGCAACUGGUUGCUAUGGCAUCGGGGAGAGGUCGUGCCGUCAACCAAUCAGAGACGAAUUCCCACGGUCUCAUAAACCAAUGAAAAUUGGACUCUGGGAAUAGCGGAAAUACAUGAAACCCAUAGCACUAAUAUUUUUUUUUUGAUCAUACCGUGUGUUUAUAGGGAAUCUCGAGUUGAUGAUCGCCAAAACCCAAGAAUCCCUCCUGCACAGAGGAGAGAUCAGGAAAGGAGGGAUCAAAAUAAACAUCAACAGAGAGAGUCUGCGUGGGUGGUCGUCCGACAGCCCUGCUGCACGGUGUCCCUGAGGAGGGAGGCUAAUGUGCGUGGCGUCACUGUGCUCCGGAUCAGGGUCAGUGGAGAAUGAGUCCGGCCGUGGAGGCUCAGACCAUGCAGGCCAAGCAGCAGCAAACGCAGCAUCAGCUACAACACUAUCUGGAGAAAGGAGUCCCGCUUGAGCCCUUCAUGCACCAGGUGGGGGGUCACUGCUGCGUGCUGCGUUUUGGAGAGCAGACCAUCUGCAAGCCCCUCAUCCCCCAAGAGCACCAGUUCUACAAGAGCCUACCCAGCGCCAUGAGGAAGUUCACCCCCCAGUACCGAGGUGUGGUAUCUGUGGGUUUUGAAGAGGAUGAGGAGGGCAACCUGUGUCUCAUAGCGUACCCCCUGCACAGUGACUCUGGGGUUGGGCACCUGGAGAAUAUAGAUCUGUCGGUCAACGGCGAGCCAUACAGCAAGAUGCUGCACUGGGGCAACAAGCAGCUGUCUGCCCGGAGUCUGCUGGACUCACACGAAGACAAGGACAAGAGUCAUAAGCAUGAGGAGGAGGAGCUGGAGUGGCUGCAGCAGGAGGAGGUGCCUCUAGAAGGCAGCAACGCCAUCCAACACAACCCCUGGAGACUCCAACUCCAACAGAAACACCUGCAGAGGAUGAAGGAGAACGCCAAGCACCGCAACCAGUACAAAUUCAUCCUGCUGGAGAACCUGACGUGGCGACACACGGUUCCGUGUGUGCUGGACCUGAAAAUGGGCACGCGGCAGCACGGUGACAACGUGUCCGAGGAGAAGAAGGUCAUGCAAAUCCGCAAGUGCCAGCAAAGCACUUCAGCCUCCAUCGGAGUACGCCUCUGUGGCAUGCAGGUAUACCAGUCAGACUCGGGUCAGCUCAUGUUCAUGGAUAAAUACAUUGGGCGUAAACUGACCCUGUCGGGCUUUAAGGAAGCCUUGUUCCAGUUCUUCCAUGACGGGCGGCGUCUGCGGCGUGAGCUGCUCUCCCCGGUGCUGCGGAGGCUCAGGGAGAUGCAGACAGCCCUGGAGAGCUGUGAGUCCUACCGCUUCUAUUCCUCCUCCCUACUGAUCAUCUAUGACGGCGAGCCGCCCUGCACACAUGCACACAGGGCCCCCGAGGACGGUCUGUCUGAGGAGGAAGUGGAAGAGGAUGAAGAGGCAGGUGCGUUUGGGUUUACCCGCAGUAGUAGUGGUAGCGCUGGUGGUGGGUGCCUGGCAGCCCGAUCUGAUACAGGCCCUGACCCGGCGGUGGACGUGAGGAUGAUUGACUUUGCCCACACCACCUGCCCCGACUUUGUGGAGGACAGUGUGGUGCACGAGGGCCAGGACAGUGGCUACAUCUUUGGUCUGCAGAACCUCAUCGCCAUCAUCUCCAAGCUGGAGGACCACAGCACAGACUAAAACAGUCAUCUUCUCUCUUUUGGACUCAUGGAAAAAGCAUCACACUGGACUACAGAGGCUGGCCUUAGGGGCAUGCUGAACAUGGCUGUAGCCUGUUUUCCACAAGGUCCUUGUUUCUGUUCUUGGUGCUUAUUUUGGGUGUUUUUGUUUGUGUCAGUGGGGGAUAAAAAGGGCCCUGAUGGUUCAUGUUUAAAGAGACAUUUGCGAUCUUCAGUUUAGUUAACUCAGUGAGUUGUCACCCUUAUCUGCUUACUGACCGCAAGCACGGAUUCCAACAGUUCCUGCUGCCUUAUAUACACACAAACACAUGCACUGAUGUUGAUGUGUGCUACUGAUGGGGCAGGUUUGAGAAAGCAAAAGAGAGAAACUGCUGUACCUGUGUGAAAUUAAAGUUGCUAAGGGAAAACAUCUUC